AUGCCUGCUUCAGCCUCUACGCGAACUGUAGGCGACAGCAGCAAAAAUGCUUCCACUUCAUCUGUGACAAAUGCUGUGAAGGAUCCAAACGUAACACUUAGCCGUGCUGAUGUGGAAGCGGCCUUCGCUUUUUUUGAUUUGCAUAACCAUAAAUGCCUAAAGCCGGCUACACUUAAGGAACGUCUUUCAGCAUUUUACCCCAAUAUGACAUCAUCCGAGUAUAAAUUCCUUCUUGAUGAAGCGAGUGGCGCCCCUUUUACAGUAGACACGUUAUGGAAUAUUAUUGACAACUUCAACACCACACGGACGGCCAUGCCGCCAGCAGUUGCCGGAAGUUUGCGUUUUGAUCCCAUACGCGAAGCAUUUCGAAUUUAUGAUCCGCAGGGCAGCGGUUCGGUGGAUGUUGUGGUGCUGGCGGAUAUUAUGAAAACUAUUGGAUUUGGGGAUUUGUCACCAAAUGAGUUGACGCUCCUCAUCCGCCCAGCAGAUUUCGAUAACGACGGGAAAAUCAGUUUGGAAGAUUUCAUGAACUUUCUCUCAAAUCAUCGUUAG
Molecule: messenger RNA, 552 nt
Organism: Trypanosoma brucei brucei TREU927
Lineage: Eukaryota; Euglenozoa; Kinetoplastea; Trypanosomatida; Trypanosomatidae
Exons: 1
Coding region: 1-552 (183 amino acids)
Molecular function (GO): calcium ion binding
Source: RefSeq, a predicted model, not a curated record